Crotalus tigris (Tiger rattlesnake) is the source of this 2405-nucleotide messenger RNA. Its product is annotated as CD209 antigen-like protein E. The coding region runs from base 1570 to 2325 and encodes 251 amino acids. The transcript has 8 exons. Gene Ontology annotation, biological process: biological process involved in interspecies interaction between organisms. Gene Ontology annotation, cellular component: external side of plasma membrane. Gene Ontology annotation, molecular function: D-mannose binding; fucose binding. Lineage: Eukaryota; Metazoa; Chordata; Lepidosauria; Squamata; Viperidae. The record is from RefSeq and is a predicted model, not a curated record.
UAAAUAUCAAGUGGUCGUGCAAUCAAGGUGAUUAAAAUCCCUGCCCUUGUGUGACGUCCCUUAAAAAAAGGGUUGGAAAGGAUUGUAUGGAUAAAAUCGUCACCUCAUCAGGUAGCCUGUUCUAGUCCUGAUAAGAGUCAGUGGUGUUUGGAGAGGAGAGAUCCCACCCCCAGCAACUGCUAUGUGGGAAACCACAGAAUUUGGUGCUCUCCUUGCUCCUAUUCAACAUCUACAUGAGGCUGUUGGGUGAAAUCAUCCGUUGUUGUGGUGUGAAGUAUGACAUCCAAUUGUACAACUCCACCCCUGGCAAAUUAAGCAAUGCUAUGAGCGUCUUAUCUCAGCAGAUCAGGCUUCUCUUUCAGGUUCAUAUACACUGUAUAUCUUUUUUAAAAAAUAAUACAGAUUUUGAUGAAGAAUUCCAUGAUGAUCAAAACCAUUAACCACUUCAAACAGCAGAAUUUGAUCUUGUUCAAAUCAGAACUCUUGAUAGGAAACUGUCAAGGAGAAAAGCAGAAGUAGAUGUAGACAAUACUACUGCUGGUACAUCCAAGCACUGGUAGACUGGUGUGGUCAAAGUCAACAUGUGGUCAACUCUCUCAGAAGCUCAUCCUUCAAGGAAAAUUCAUUCAUGGUUCUUACAUUACAGCCAUCCCCCAUCGCUGUCCUUUGUGGCACCUCUAGAGAAAUUUGUAGAACCGCUUCUACCUGCUGCUGGUGUCAACUCUACAACGAAUCUGGCGGCAGCCAUCUUGCUCAUUCUAGGUUGCCACAAGAAUGGAAGGGGGUUCCGAGGAUUUUUGCUAGUCUAAACAAUUCACUAUCCCAUGGGAGCCAGGUUCAUUUCUGUCGAUUAGGUGGGCCGUGUGAGCACUUGGUUAGAAAUCCCACCAAGCUGUUCUAUUGGGAAAAGUAGCUGAUUGCAUAGCCAUGGGGUGGGAGAUUUAACUUUGUAGUAGUGUUUCUCUUUGGAAGGGGAUUGCAGACUUGGUUUCACUUUGGACCGUGCUGAUACUAUGUAACCAAUAAACAUGUUCUUUGAGGAAAUCUCUAGCCUCGGAGUUCUGAUUUGUUUGGUCUCGUCUAUCAGAACUAUGACAGCUGGAUUCCCUACGUAACAAAGAAUCCAAGAGCAACUGCCGUCAUUGCAGCUAGACAGGAACAUCAACUCAAAGAAGGCCAAGGAAGGAACUGGAAUAGGGAUUUUGGAAUGUUUGACAUCAUCAGAAAAACAGCUGCCAGUUUGGCUGAGAGAAAUUCUGAGCCCAUCCAGGAAGGUACGAAUGAGGUGAGGUGACGUCAAACUGGUUGAGCUACCGGCAUCCCUGGAGCACUCUUCUUCACGUGUGGCUACUGGGCUGACAUUAUUGAUUGAUUAAGCCAUUGUGAUGUAAUAUGAUACAAUAACUGAGGUCAGAGGUCUUGCUCUGACUCACAAAGCUCCGUUUGGUCAUUGCACUGGACAAGUGGCAGUCUGAUUUCAAUCUUUGGGUAGCAACAAGGAUGUCCUCGGCAUUAUCUCCUUCCUCUAUUCUGAAUUAGAUGAAUGAUCAUUUGGACUAAGAAGAUAAAAUGGCACCCAAAGCACCUCCCGAACCUCCACCACCAAAGAACUUUUUCGAGCGAUUCGGUGACUACCUGGAUUCAGAUCAAGGCAAACGAAGAACUAAAAUACUGGUUUUCCUCUUCUUCGUUCUUGCUGUGGUGAUGACCUAUCUGUACCAAACUGAAAUUAAAAAGAGUCAGAGUCUUCUAGACGCAGUGGCUUCAAUUCGGCAAUUUGCUGUGGAAUACGAUACAAGUUUAUUAGACAAAACUGACUUGGAGGUCCUUGCUGCGGUUCAUCUCUUAACAUUGGAGCUGUUGAAUUGGACCUUAAAGAAUGAAGAGCUAGACCAUGAACUUAAAAUUCUUACUGAAAUGCUUCCAAACUGGCUUGCUUUCGACAAAAACCUCUAUUUCUUUUCUACGGCACAAAAAACUUGGCAGGAGUCUCGUGACGACUGUAUGGAAAGACACACUGCAGAUUUGUAUUCCGGUACACUUCCUGAAGAACAAGGCUUCCUAGAUGAAAUGGUGAAAAAAAAUAACCGCGACUAUUGGAUAGGACUCAGGAAGAACACCAGUGUUUCAGGUGGGCUGUUGUGGCUAAAUGGAGAUGUUCCAGAUGAAACCUUCUGGGCUACUGGGCAGCCUAAUGACGCAACAGAAACUUGCAUUGUUGCCAUACCUCCCUGCCCACUUUUGAAAUGUUGGCAUGAUGCUCCUUGUGAAGAGAAAAGAUACUUUUGUUGUAAGAUGAUGCCAAAGAGCAUAUGGAUGCCCUAGCUAAUUCAAGAUGGUGGAAUCUGAGUAUGAGAUCUCCAAACCCAGCGGCAUUGGCACUAAUAAAUGCAUGGUGGGAACCA